Molecule: messenger RNA, 745 nt
Organism: Siniperca chuatsi (mandarin fish)
Lineage: Eukaryota; Metazoa; Chordata; Actinopteri; Centrarchiformes; Sinipercidae
Gene: smim1
Product: small integral membrane protein 1
Exons: 3
Coding region: 231-449 (72 amino acids)
Source: RefSeq, a predicted model, not a curated record
AUUUAUGACAGGCUGACCUCAGUGAACAGAUGAACUAGGGCCAAGGUCUCAUACCAAGCAGGAGGCAUGACUCUCUCAGUCUUAAACGUGGCUUUAAAAGUGCUGGAAAGCAGAGCUUUCUAGACGAGCUGUUGACUGUUUCAGACUCAUACAGGCUGAGCAGUGAAGCGGUGAGUGAACAGUGAUUCCAGCCAGCAGAUAAACCUCUGAGGAGAGGAAGGACUUCCCACAUGGACUCCAACAGUGCCGGCAGCGUGCAAUAUGAUCGCUGGAACGAGGACAACAUCAACAUGAACGUAGAGGCAUCACAGUCUACUGUGAUGAGAAUCUACAACAGAAUGUGUACCGGCAGCACUGGAAUAGCAGUGAAGGCAGCAGGAGCUUUGGCUGCACUGGUGUCCAUUUACAUCAUAGGAUACGUGACAGGAUACUACGUCCAUAGGUGCUGAUGGUGGAGCCCUGCUCAGAAAGAAAAGAGCUCUGAGAUUCUGGAUAAGCCUCAAGUUAAAAAAGUUUUGUAAAUACAAAUCCCUAAAAAAGAGCACAAUGACAUAUUUUUAUGUUGAAAUCAAUUGUGAUUCAGAAGCUUUAAUUUAAGAUUUAAUAUAUAGAACAUUGGGGUGUGAUCGUGUGUCUUUCAUUAACCUCAUAUCAUACUGAUACAUGAAAAAUGAAGGUUAUAUUAAAGUUUGUAAAUGCUGAUUUUAUUAUUUUGUCCUAAUAAAACUGCAGUAUUGCAACCAUG